GAUACACGUUUUUACCUCUUACUUGACAAAGUCAGACGUAUUUAUAUACUUAAAUAUAAUAGGGUGGGAAAAAAUAUGUGGCGCAUAAAGAAUAUCUUCUUCCUUGCGGUCUUCUUCCUUUGUGUUUGCUUGCUUAAUGCUGAUCUUAUUGCUGCCAUUCACCAAAUUAACUGCACGCUAUGCACAAAUACGGGAUAUCCUUACCUCUGUCGUACACCCAUGGGUGGUGUCGCCUGUGCUUCUCACAUGGGUGAUACUAUCUGCUCUGCAGAGGAAGGUUGUGUGUGUUGUCGCUCCAUCCCUGGUAAAGGCUGUGAGAGGUGUGAUGUAGUCGACGAUGCGAUUGAAGACGACAUAGCGCUUUAGCCUCGAAGAGUAAGAAGGUGGAAGGGGGCGGCAGGGAGGGAACGAAAUGAUGGCCAUAUAAUAUAUAAGACCCUCGAAUCAAAGUGAGGCUGAGGGACCACUCGAAAUUUUCCACUUAUUUUAGUCUAAUCUCUAUGUAAACAAUCUCUGUUCGAGCUAUUUAAGUAGAUUUUCUCAACUCGUUAUUUAUUCUAAGCCUUUUCUUUAUUUAUCGUCUCUUGUGUCGUACUUGCAUUUUCAGGGUGCCAAAGUAUGGGCUGGAUGAAUGCCUAUGCAUGUUGGCAUAUAUAUUCAUCUGAUGUGUAAUAAGUACACCUAUCGUCAGAAAAAAAAA
This is a messenger RNA of Phytomonas sp. EM1, 700 nucleotides long. Lineage: Eukaryota; Euglenozoa; Kinetoplastea; Trypanosomatida; Trypanosomatidae. The record is from the annotation of a GenBank genome assembly.